Linepithema humile (Argentine ant) is the source of this 987-nucleotide messenger RNA. RefSeq names its product eclair (gene eca). Gene Ontology annotation, biological process: Golgi organization; intracellular protein transport; endoplasmic reticulum to Golgi vesicle-mediated transport. Lineage: Eukaryota; Metazoa; Arthropoda; Insecta; Hymenoptera; Formicidae. Gene Ontology annotation, cellular component: Golgi apparatus; endoplasmic reticulum-Golgi intermediate compartment; COPII-coated ER to Golgi transport vesicle. The record is from RefSeq and is a predicted model, not a curated record.
GUUCUGCUCUGUUGUUUAAGGUGACGUGUGAUCUGUCUGGCAUGAAUGUUAACAUUGGUCUCCACGAAUUAAUAUUGUUGCUUGAUAAUACAUUAUUAUGCGAAAUAUGUUAAAACACGCAAGUAUUUUAAUUGUGUUCCUCUCUAUUCUUGAAUUUGGGACCGGUCUGUACUUUCAUAUCGGUGAGACGGAACGAAAAUGCUUUAUUGAAGAGAUUCCUGACGAUACUACGGUCUUAGUCAAUUAUAAGGUGGAACUUUAUGACCCAAGAAGCGGAGGCUUUAUGCCCAGCAGUCCUGGUAUCGGCAUGCAUGUAGAAGUAAAAGAUCCCGAUAACAAACCUAUUCUCUCUAGAGUUUACAGCUCUGAAGGUCGAAUCUCUUUUACUUCUCAAACACCAGGAGAACAUAUUAUCUGCUUGUAUUCAAACAGUACUGCCUGGUUCAGUGGUUCUCAACUGAGGGUGCAUUUAGAUAUUCAAGUAGGAGAAAAUGCAAUUGACUAUGCCAAUGUAGCACAAAAGGAAAAGUUGUCUGAGCUUCAACUUAGAAUACGCCAACUCUUGGAUCAAGUCGGACAAAUAACCAAAGAGCAAAAUUAUCAAAGAUAUCGGGAAGAACGUUUUAGGCAAACAUCGGAAAGCACUCAUCGUCGUGUAUUUUGGUGGUCUCUGGCUCAAACUAUAGUUGUUCUAAUUAUGGGUGCGUGGCAAAUGAAGCAUUUGAAGAGCUUUUUUGAGGCAAAAAAAUUAGUUUAAUUAUUUUAAUAAAAUAUGUUAAUUUUAGCAGCAACGUUAUUUACAUGUCUAAAUUUCAGUUGUAGCUUUAGGUCAUUUUCAUUAUAAACAAUUCUUUAACAGAUCUCUCAUCAAGUAAACAUUUGUAUCAAACUGUCGAUUAUCUUCUAAAGUUAACAAAUUGCUUGUAAUUAUAUAAUAUAUUGCAUAAUAUGUAAUAAGUUGUAAAAAUAAAGAUGUCUUGAAUUAAA